Messenger RNA from Symbiodinium sp. CCMP2456, 1335 nucleotides. NCBI's taxonomy places the organism in Eukaryota, Dinophyceae, Suessiales, Symbiodiniaceae. The record is from the annotation of a GenBank genome assembly.
AUGGCAAACACGUGGUACUUUGUGACGGAUGACCUGAUCGCAUCAAUGAACAAUGUCACGUGCUGGCCAGAUGCACUGUCAGCUGUCAAGCAGGCCAUCAAAGGCGGGGGCCGCAAGCUCGGACUGGAUUGGUCCAACAAGAAGUCCAAGCCGAAGCCGGCGUUGAAAUCGGCCGGCCUCUUGACUGGGCGGGAGUUCAAGCUGGUCAGUGUCACGUUGUUGCAUGGACUGCAGUGGUGUGUGGAGCACGACUGUGUCACGUGCUCGGACCAGAGUUUGGUGAUUCGCCACUUUCACGUGCUGCGCACCCCAUGGGCAAGCAUCGAGCUGCACCGGGUGAAGCUAAGUGUUUCGCACACGGCAGCCUGUGCACCGGAGGAGCAGCCUGAGGACAGGGUCACUGAGGAGCCGGCUUUCGCGUGGUAUGCUCCGAGCUGUCCGAGCACAGCCGGCGUGUUGGGUCAGUGUCUCCGCAGGCACAUGCUGCCAGGAAAGAAGCUGCUAUGUGUGGACGAAAGCGCAGUGUCAAUGCUGAGCAACAUUGAUACUCUGGGCAUCCUCAUGUGGGUCUUGGAUGGAGAGGUUCCCUUGACUCCGCCGAAGAGGUACCGUGUCUACGUCUUCCAGGCGACACGACCGGUGGGUGAGUUCGUGAACAAUGUUCACAGCCUCAUCACUGACUUCUGGUCUGCGUCACUUGAAACCCUGCCUGUUCCGAAGCUGGAGUGCCACGUGACUGUCACCUUGAGCUGGUUGGGCAAGAUAGGGAACGAUGAGCUCCGAAAUGAUGUGAUCAAAGAGCAGCGCGAGAUGCGCCUCAGAGAGCUCAAAAACGCUGCCCUGAGUCACUUGGAGGACUUGGAUGUGGACCUCGAGUCACUGUUCGAGGAGUACAGUGACGUCUUCAAGGAGGAUCAAGUGGACAAGAUCCAUGAGGCAGUGCAGACUGCGAAGCGACGUAUCUCCGUUGCGACGCUGCACAAUGGCCCCGUCAUUGAUGGGGACAAUGCUAAGAAGUUAAAAAUCACUCGGAGUCACGACUCCGACAUGACUGAGACAGUGGAUGACGACGGGAUGAAUGAGCCUGAGGACUUGCAGCUGAAAUCGUGCAAUCAGUGUCGCUGGGCCAAACAUGGCGAGAACUGGAAGACAAAAUGCGACUGGGUCACGUAUUUGGAAGUCGCACCGGCCGGACCGUGGGGUAUAGGCUGCAAAAUAUGCGCUGAUCUGUACAAGUCGGAAACCUGCGUCACAUGGCAAGACGACGCCGUUCAUGUUGCAUACGACAUGGCCCCAGCGUUCAUUCUCAGUGAGUCAGUGUCGCGUGCAUUCUAG